UUUCCGGAACGUGUUUUUUGUGACGGUGUGUGCUAAUCGUGCUAAAGGUCAAAGCCAAGUGCAGCAAACUGGAGUCUCAAAAGAGGACAACCCCCAUCUAAUCCCGGAUCUUUGGCAUACACAGUACAUUGUACUGUAAAGACUUGCAACGAAAUAGGACUUUUCUUUCCGAGCAGUAACAACAAACACGCAGGCAGUAAAGAUGGAGGACCAGGCAGCUUCAACGGGGAUGGAAGGCGUCGAACCGCAGAUGACCGGAUUUAUGAGCUAUAACGAUACCAACGUCCUGGGUGUGGUGUCACCGUCGGCCCCAGUCGCGCCCGCGACGCCCUGUUACGACGAUCUGUUUCCGGCGCUGCCGGAGAGUGAACCGCCGCGCUUCAACAAUCCCCUGUCGCCGGCCGCCCAGAGUAUGCGCGUCGGUAGCUCGAUCGUGACGCAGGUAUUCAUCGUACCGUCCGGCGAGCGCAAGUACGACUCGGACAAGUUCGGCGAGGGUGAAUCGCUGCGCACGUGCCAAACGAUCAUGAAGGAAACGCACGCGCACAUCGAGAUCUCGAGCGCCAAGGACCAAUCGCUGACGUUCCUGGUGACGGGCAAGCCGAACGAGGUGCUCGAAGCGCGGCGCAAGAUUCUGGUCCACUUCCAGACGCAGGCCAGCAAGACGAUCAGCAUCCCGCGCGAGCACCAUCGCUGGAUCCUCGGCAAGAAGGGUGACCGCUUGCGCGAGCUCGAGCGAUCCACCUCGACCAAGAUCAAUGUGCCGCGCAUCAGCGAGGACUCGGACGCGAUCACGAUCCUGGGCACGAAGGAAGGCAUCGAGAAGGCCGAGCACGAGAUUCGCACGAUGUCGGACGAGCAGUCGCGCAAAGCGUUCGAGCGGUUCAACGUGCCGAAAAUCUACCACCCAUUCGUGAUCGGAGCGUUCGGCGAAAACCUGUCGAAGAUGACGGAGGAAACGGGCGCCAAAAUCAACGUGCCGCCGCAAUCGGUGCAGAAGGACGAGAUCAUAAUCACGGGCGAGAAGGAAGGUGUGCUGCAGGCGAAGGCGCGCAUCGAGGCGAUCUACAAGGAGAUGGAAAAGAAGUGCACCUCGGUGGCGGUCGAGGUGCCGCGGGCUCAGCACAAGUACGUGUACGGCCCGCGCGGUUCCACCAUCCAGGAGAUCCUGCAGAUGACGGGCGUGUCGGUAGAGAUGCCGGCGAGUGACUCACCCAGCGAUACGAUCACGCUGCGCGGAUCGCAGGACAAGCUGGGUAAUGCGCUGAGCGUGGUCUACCAGAAGGCGCACUCGAUCCGCACGAACGUGCUGGAGUGCCCGCAGUGGAUCCACAAGUACAUCAUUGGGCGCGAGGGCAGCCUGAUCAAGGAGUUCUCCGUCCAGCACCCGAACGUGCACGUCGAGUUCAACGAGGACAAGAUCAAGAUCGAUGGGCCGCCGGAGCAGGUGGAAAUUGCGUCCGAGCAGCUGCAGGAAAAGGUAAACGAGCUGACCGGCCGUCUCACGUUCGCGGAGAUGAUGGUCGAUCCGGUGCACUGCAAGCACAUCAUCGGCAAGGCGGGCUCGAACAUUAACCGCAUGAAGGAGGAGUACGAGGUGCAGAUCAACAUUGACGAGAAGGACUCGAAACCGAUUCGCAUCGAGGGCCCGGCCGAGGGCGUGGCCAAGGCCCAGCAGGAGCUGCUGGAGAAGAUCGCCAAGUGGGAGAACGAGAAGGAAGAAACGAUCAACAUCGAUCACCGGCUGUUUAAGACGAUUAUCGGUGCGAAGGGCGAGUCGAUUCGCGAGAUCCGCGAGAAGAACAACAACGUGCAGAUCGUGUUUCCGGGCCCGAACGAUAAGUCGGAUAUCGUGAAAAUCCGGGGCCCGAAGGAGGACGUGGACCGGUGCCACAAGUAUCUGACGCAGUACGUGAAGGAGCUGCAGAAGAGCUCGUUCGUGAUGGAGGUGCCCAUCUUCAAGCAGUUCCACAAGUACAUCAUCGGCAAGGGCGGGGCGAACAUUAAGAAGAUUCGCGACGAAACACAGACCAAGAUCGAUCUGCCGGCCGAGGGUGACGCGAACGAGGUGAUUCUCAUCACGGGCAAGAAGGAAAACGUGAAGGAGGCCCGUGAGCGCAUCCAGAAGAUCCAGAACGAGAUGGCAAAUAUCGUGACGGAGGAGAUCGUCAUACCGGCCAAGCACCACAUUUCACUGAUCGGAGCGGGCGGCAUGCUGAUCAACGCGAUCAUGGAAGAGUGCGGUGGUGUGUCGAUCAAGUUCCCGAGUUCGGACUCCAAGAGCGACAAAGUGAUCGUACGUGGCCCAAAAGAGGACGUGGAGCGGGCGAAAUGGCAACUGCUGGAGCUGUCGAGUGAGAAGGAGCUGUCUUCGUUCUCCGUGCAGAUCCGUGCCAAACCGCAGCACCACAAGUUCCUGAUCGGCAAGAAUGGUGCUUCGAUCAAGAAGAUACGCGACAAGACCGGUGCUCGAGUUAUUUUCCCUGGUGUCAACGAAGAGGACAACGAGGCGAUCACGAUCAUUGGCAAGAAAGAAAACGUGGAGGAAGCAAAGGCCGAGCUGGAGGCGAUCAUCAAGAACAUCGACAACAUCGUCGAGGACGAGCUGAGCAUGGAUCCGAAGUUCCACAAGCACUUCGUCUCCAACCGCGGCAAGGUGCUGAAGCGCAUCGAGGAAGAGUGCGGCGGUAUGUCGAUUUCGUUCCCGCGUAGCGACCGCGGUGAGCGCCCCGAUCGCGUAACGCUCAAGGGGCCGAAGGAUUGCAUCGAGACGGCCAAGCAGCGCAUGCUGGAGAUCGUCGGGGAGCUGGAAUCGAUGGUCACGAUCGAGUGCUUCAUUCCCGCGCGUCACCACCGCAUCGUGAUGGGCAAGGGAGGCUCCAAGGUGCAGGGCAUAACGUCCGAGUUCGGAGUGAAUAUAAAGUUCCCCGAGCGCGGCACGAGCGCUGUCAGUUACCACGAGCACCAGCACCAGCACCACCCUUUGUCCGCGGAGGUCCCGAACCAGAACGGUAACGGUGACGGUGCCCCCGACGGCGCUGCUGAAACGGGAAAUAUCGUGAACGGUGGAGCUGUUGAGCCGCCCGUUCCCAAAGAACCGGUCCACAGUCUGGCCGACCUGAUUCGCAUCAGCGGCAACAAGGAACGGUGCGAACAGGCGAGGGACGCCCUGCUAGCUUUGGUGCCCGAGACGGAAGAAAUCAACGUAGCGUUCGAUCUACACCGCUCGCUGAUCGGUCAGAAGGGACGGGACGUGAAGGAACUGAUGAAUACGUACGAUGUGCACAUCGAGAUGUCACCGCAGGACAAACGGCUGGACAUCAUCAAGGUGACGGGCACGAAGACGGCGAUCGCCGAGGCGAAGGAAGCCAUCGCCGAGCGGAUCAAGGUGCUGGAAGCGGAACGCGAGGACCGCGAGGCACGCUCGUUCGAGAUCAAGGUCGAGGUCGACCCCACGUACCACCAGAAGAUCAUUGGCCGGCGUGGGGUGGUCGUGAACAAGAUUCGCGCCAACCACGGUGUGCAGAUCUCGUUCCCGAAGCAGGACGACCCGUACAACAAGAGCGUCAUCACGAUCCAGGGCUACGAGGAGAAGGCGAAGGCGGCACGGGACGAAAUCCUGGGCAUGGUCGAAACGCUCAGCUCGGUCUACAAGGAGGAGAUGUCGAUCGACGAGCGAACGCACCGCCGUUUCAUCGGGUUCCGUGGCAAGCGGCUGCGCGAGAUCAAGGAACAGUUUAACGUGGAGAUCACUUUCCCGCGCCCCGAAGAUCCGGACAAAUCGCUCGUCAUCCUGGCCGGAACGCCCGACAACGUGGAGUCGUGCCGCGACUAUCUGCUCAACCUGGAGGAGGAGUUCUUGCAGGACGUGAGCGCAGCUCCGACGCAGCCAACCACCUUCUCGCAGAUCAUGGAAGACAUGACCAACCAGAACACUCACACCAACAAGCAGGGCUUCAUCGUGAGCGGUGCGCCGUGGGAACGCAAGACACCCAACACGCAGUCGCUGGUCGAUUUCCCCGACUUUGGCGGGCUCGGAGGUGGAGCCGGUGGGGCAGCCAGCAGUGACCAGGGGCAGGGUCAACAGCAGCAGCAGCAGCAGCAGCAGCCGCAGCAGCAGGGUCAGGGUCCCAUCAACUCGGCAUGGAAUGCUAAACACUAAGGACCGAAGCGGCGGGGAUGCCUGGCAGACAGAGAGUGGCAGAAGAUGCGCCCCGAGGGUAAUCCAGACAGACGAAAACGCCAAGCAUCGCUUAUUGGGUUUAGGUUCCGGCUUUGCGGCAGAACCGACUGAAUCAAGAACCGGGGGACACACACAUAAUGCACUUUCGCAAUGACGAUCAUGGCAAGUAGCACAGUUAAAGACACACGGUGGAGACAGUCAGUGAGAGAAGAGAGUUACGGAAACCCGCACCCCCCGCACAGGCCCCCCAUUCUUGUGACACACUCCGGAAUUGACAAUGACCGACCUCGAUCAUCAUCGUGUGUGGUGGUGGUGGCCGGCGGGGCAUUAUGAGCGAACUGUUUCACCUUUUUUUCGACCUAUGUGCAAUUCGUCAUUUAUAUUGUAAAUAGGAUAAAGAGAUCACGGCAAUGAGCACGGGAUUCAAGUGAACAACAUUUGAUCGAUAGAGUAUGGCUAAAGAACGGUCACCGCAAAUUAGUAAAGUAGGAAAAUGUGGCCCCGAAGCCCCGAAAUGGUAGACAAUAGUGGGCCGCAGAUAGAUAAGACAUGUAUGCCAACACACAUUACACACGAAAGGAUCGAUCGCCACCUCAAGGAACCAGUUUAUUUUUAUUUGAAUAAUUUUGUUGUGCGACUGAAUUGUAUGUUUGUGUUAUGUUUUUUUCUUUUCUGGCGCACCAGCGUUAAUGGGGACCCGGGUUCUAUCGGCUUAUACAUCGUGCAGUAGCAGUCCCCAUCGCGUUGGGCAACGACUGGUUGAUUCAUGUCGUUCUUUUUCUUUUCGUUCACUCAGCGUAAUGGAAUAUGAACGAAACAAGGCGCCAGCAGCAGUUUCGCUGAGGUGUGUGGCCGUGCAAAGUCUGCGAACCGAGACACUCUUCAGAAACACAAGAAAUACCGACACCCGCAAAGUACACCCGGAAAACGCAAUCGGAGAUCGAACGGAACGGCAAUAGGGCGAAAGGAUGGAUUUAUGUUGUUGACCACAUGGCUACGGUUGAUUCAAUUAUUUCUAACAGGAAUUGCAACGGAACACUUAGAAUAUAAGCGAACGCUGGGCGGCGCGCACACAUCGUAGUAAUGGUGCCGGGCUCCUCUUUAGACUAAUGUUUACAGUUUUAGGUAGAGCUUUUGUUUAUUUUUUCUCUGUUUUUUCGUUCGUUCGUUCGUUUGGUUGUCUCAUUUCGCAAGAGCUUGCUGUUGCCGGUCGGCAUUUGCCGUUAGCAUUUCGGUUUUGUUUGAGAGUGAUCGAUUUUUAUUCACCCUUUUCGCGUGCUUCACCCUCUCAACCCUCUACGGACGGCGUAUGGCAUGGCUUAGGAAAAAAAGGGGGAAAACUAAACGAAAGCCCCGAAACGGAACGGUGCAAUGAUUGAUCUUCGAAAACUAGAUUCAUAUAGAUAUUCCCUCUUGCAAUGUUUAUUUACUGUUCAGUGUCGUCUACGGAGGUCUACGAUUUCGGUUCCAUUCGCAUCACUGAUCGCCCCAGUCCUUGUGAGAGGAUCGCAGUUCCGGUGGCAUUAACGAUGCGCACGUCAUGCUGAACUUAUAAAGAUUCUAAAAGCAAUCAUUUACUAGACAGAAAGCGAGAAACUAACGUUAAGUAGAGGAAUGAGGGGAACCGUGCAAACAGUGUCGGCAACCGGUGGCUCAUACGUUUCGAACGCAAUCUUGAUCCUCUCUCGAUUAAGCUCAAGCUGACUCGGAUACGGUUAAAUGAUGGGGCUAGGUGCAGGGAAGAAGACAUCAAAUUGGACAUAGUUAGAUUUUAAUAACUCUAGGAUCGAAAUAGCUCGUGCGCUGGCAGGAUCGCGGAUGCAGGGAUGCAGGGAUGCGUUUCAAAGUUACGUUAAACUACUACUACUCAACCACAAACCCGGAACCGGGGGAACCGGGGGAACCGGGAGGUGAUCCGGCACGCAAUCAAUAAACACAAACAGAUUGCUCACCGCAGCACCAUGUUUGGCAUCCAUUUGCGGUAAGCCCGACCAAACUGAGCUGCAGUUUUAUUGCGAAAAAUUAGCUUCCCUUUUUUCACGUGUUCCUUUGACACGGAACCGUUGUCAGCAAUUCCGACGCUGGGAUAACAGAGUGUGUGUGGACCACGCCAAAAGUGUAGCCGUUAUAAACGGCCACCUUUCGCUGUGCGUCUACUUCUGCAGCGCUACUCGCCAGUAAAGGGUGUUGCGUGUGUACCGAUUACCGAUUUCGAUACGUGACGGAAUUUAGAAAGAAAGCAACAAAAGUGUAACAAAAGUUAGAAAAGAUAUAUAUAUAUAUUAUACAAACACACACACACGUAUAUAUAUAUAUUUUGAUAAUCAAAUAUUAUUUCCAUCCUCUUAUAACAGAGAGAACAGAGAGAGAGAGUGGGGAACAAUUGCGCCACAGAACGAAGUGCGAUCGAUACGAAGCAUUGAGAGGAAGAAAACCAAAAAGCAGGGUACAAAACCCAAUCGGUCAUACGAAAAGGAAGAUUAAUGAGAACCUUUCUAGGACCGAACAUGAACACGAACACAAUAAUAACAACAGAAACAAAAUGUCACACGACUAAUGAUGAUCGGCCAGCAGGAAGGCAAAUCUAAUCAUACAAACAAUACAUUGAACUAACAUAGGACAUAAACGAAUGCGUUGAUCCGAGAUGAUUGAGAGUGGGUGCCGCAGCUGGCCAUUCUAGCAAAACCAGUUUAAAACUCAUCAUCAAGCGCCCGGCAACUAACCACAAUGGCGAAACUGCGAAGCCACUGAAAGUGACAAAACUGGCGAGACCCAGCCAGAGAGCGGGGGGCACGUAACGCUAAAUCCUAAACAAAAUAAUGCGAUGCAGCGUUUUGAGGCGAAAGCAAGGGGGCCGCGACGGACGGACGGGCGGAAGGAUGGAAGGAACUACGAUAAGCUUCCUUUACAAUAUUAAUAAAGAGUGAAAUAAUACAUACACCACAUCAUCCAGGAGGAGAGGAGCGCAUCCGCGGCGAUCGUCGGGGGUCGACCUAAAAACUGCCCGCGUCGCGUAACCAGUUGAGCGCGUUUAUGGUGCACAGAGUUUGAUGCGGGAGCAAAGCUUGUGGUAAAAUAAAUCUUAUUACAUUUUCU
This is a messenger RNA of Anopheles cruzii, 7279 nucleotides long. It is a transcript of the gene Dp1, whose product is annotated as vigilin. Gene Ontology annotation, cellular component: nucleus; cytoplasm. The record is from RefSeq and is a predicted model, not a curated record. Lineage: Eukaryota; Metazoa; Arthropoda; Insecta; Diptera; Culicidae. The coding region runs from base 203 to 4162 and encodes 1319 amino acids. Gene Ontology annotation, molecular function: mRNA binding. The transcript has 3 exons.